Molecule: messenger RNA, 4889 nt
Organism: Podarcis muralis (Common wall lizard)
Lineage: Eukaryota; Metazoa; Chordata; Lepidosauria; Squamata; Lacertidae
Source: RefSeq, a predicted model, not a curated record
GCGGGCUGCGUGGAUGGAUGAGGUCAGCGCCGUGGUGUCGGGGAAUGGAAUGUUGCAAGUGUAACAUUCAGAACCGGGUAACGUUCGACGGUCGGAACUCCGCGGUCGGCAACGUUCGGAGAGGCGGGGGAGGCGGCGGUCAGCCUCCCUCCCUCCCAGCCAGCCAGCCCCUUUCCCUCCCGGAGGGGGGGGCGCGCGCUCCUGUGCCAUCGCUGCUCGCUGAAAUGAAUGGUUGAGAGGGGCGGGGGCUAGGAGGAGGAGGAGGCGGCCGCGAAGGCAAAGGAAGGAGGAGGAGAAGGAGAAGAAGAAGAAGAAACAUCAGCAGCAGCAGAAGAGGCGGCGGCGGCGGGUCUUUUCUCUGGUUGGGGGAGAUCGCAGAGCAGCCUGGAAGAGAGACUUCCCUCUCCUCCCUUCUCCUCCUCCCCGCGGAGCCGCUGCAAGGAAAGAAAGCGAGAGAAAUGCAGGGAUUCGUCAGGUUACGGCGCUCGGGCUGGAAGAUGUGAGCCUCGGAUGGUGCUACGCCGCGAACCGGAGCCGGCUGCUUGCACAGGCUGCUGGUGAUAUAUACCGACUUGCUCGGAGAAAGCCGGGCGGCUCGGGGUGUGUUUGUGUGUGUCCGUCCGUCCGUCUGUCUCUCACCUCUCUCUCUCUCUCUCCUCCACCCCCCUCCCCCAGCGCCCCCCUUCCUAUUUUGUGUGUUAGGAAAAGACAUCCGAGGAAUGUUGUGUGUGAGUUGAAGUUGCUGCUUGCGGCUCUUGCACCUUGAUCAUCUGCAAGCACCGGCUCCCUAUGUGUGUGUGAGAAGAGAGGAAGAGAGAGCGAGAGGGCGGGACAGAUUUCUCAAUCUUGUAACAGCCGAUUUGAGGGCGAAAAGGGGGACCUGGGCUGGGUGGUUUCAUUUUCCCGGAGCGGGUGCCUUCUUCUCCCUCUCUCCUCCUUGCAAGAGAAUUCCUAGCCCCACGCUCCCUCCUUUCCUCCCCUCCAAAGCCGGGCUGGGCGUGAUUAUUCUCUGCCUGCCCCUGCUUCUCUUAGUCCCUCUCUCCUUCUCCUUCUUCUCCUCUCUGUCUUCCCCCUUCUCUCUCCCUUUCCCUUCUCUCUCGCUCUCCCUUCCCCCCUCCCUCCCCAAUCUCUAUUGUGCGAGCCAAAGAUGAAAGACCGGAGGGGAGAAAGUUAAAGAAAUCGCCCACAUGCGCUGCAUCAGUCCGAGGCUUUGGGAAAGGAAUAAAGAGGAGGUGGGAGAAGAGAGUUUAAAGUCUUUGCAGGCGGGAAGAUGGCGGACUCAAGCUGAAAGUGUCGACUGGCAAACUUGGGCGAUCUUUGUGUUUAUUUACAAUCCUCUCGACCCAGAUAGGACACAUGCAGGCCAAAAAACGCUACUUCAUCCUGCUCUCAGCUGGCACUUUCGUCGUCCUGCUGUUCUACUUGGGAGGCUUGCAGUUCAGAGCAUCCAGGAGCCAAAGCAGACGGGAGGCUCACAGUAGCAGGAAUGGCUUGCAGCACAGCGGCGGCCCCGAGCACUACUGGCCCCGAUUCCCGGACGCCCUGCGCCCCUUCGUCCCUUGGGAGCAGCUGGAGAACGAGGAGCACAACAUGCACACUUCCCCGCGGCAGAAGCGCGACGCCAACGCCAGCGUCUACAAGGGCAAGAAGUGCCGCAUGGAGUCCUGCUUCGACUUCGGCCUCUGCAAAAAGAACGGCUUCAAGGUGUACGUCUACCCUCAGCAGAAAGGGGAGAAGAUCGCCGAGAGUUACCAAAACAUCCUCGCCGCCAUCGAAGGCUCCCGGUUUUAUACUUCCGACCCCAGCCAAGCUUGCCUGUUCGUCCUCAGCCUGGAUACCUUAGACAGGGACCAGCUGUCCCCCCAGUAUGUGCACAACCUGCGGUCUAAGGUCCAGAACCUCCACUUGUGGAACAAUGGUAGGAACCACUUAGUUUUUAAUUUAUAUUCCGGCACGUGGCCCGACUACACUGAGGACCUGGGCUUCGACAUUGGCCAGGCCAUGCUAGCCAAAGCCAGCAUCAGCACGGAAAACUUCCGCCCGAAGUUUGACGUCUCUAUCCCGCUCUUUUCUAAGGAUCACCCGAGGACAGGAGGGGAGAAGGGCUUCCUGAGGUUUAACACCAUCCCUCCUCUCAGGAAGUACAUGUUGGUGUUCAAGGGGAAAAGGUACCUGACUGGGAUAGGGUCCGACACCAGGAAUGCCUUAUAUCAUGUCCAUAAUGGGGAGGAUGUUGUCCUCUUGACCACCUGCAAGCACGGCAAAGACUGGCAGAAGCACAAGGACUCACGGUGCGAUAGGGACAACGCGGAAUAUGAAAAGUAUGAUUAUCGUGAAAUGCUGCACAAUGCCACUUUCUGUCUCGUCCCUCGUGGCCGGAGGCUGGGAUCCUUCAGGUUCCUGGAGGCCCUGCAGGCUGCCUGUGUUCCUGUGAUGCUCAGCAAUGGAUGGGAGCUGCCAUUCUCCGAAGUGAUUGAUUGGAAUCAAGCUGCCGUCAUAGGGGAUGAGAGAUUGUUAUUACAGAUCCCUUCUACAAUCAGGUCUAUCCAUCAGGAUAAAAUCCUAGCACUUAGACAGCAGACACAGUUCUUGUGGGAGGCUUAUUUUUCUUCGGUUGAGAAGAUUGUAUUGACCACGCUAGAGAUUAUUCAAGACAGAAUAUUUAAGCACAUAUCACGUAACAGCUUAAUAUGGAACAAGCACCCCGGAGGGUUAUUUGUACUGCCACAGUAUUCAUCAUAUCUGGGAGAUUUUCCUUACUAUUUUGCUAAUCUAGGCGUCAAGCCCCCAUCCAAAUUCACCGCCGUUAUCCAUGCAGUUACUCCUUUAGUUUCUCAGUCUCAACCUGUGCUGAAACUCCUGGUUGCUGUAGCCAAAUCCCAGUACUGUUCCCAGAUCAUUGUCUUAUGGAAUUGCGAUAAACCCCUCCCUGCCAAGCACCGAUGGCCUGCCACUGCUGUUCCUGUUAUUGUCAUUGAAGGAGAGAGCAAGGUGAUGAGCAGCCGCUUCCUGCCCUACGAGAACAUUGUCACGGAUGCUGUUCUAAGCCUCGAUGAGGAUACGAUGGCGGCUCGAGUUUCCCCGUCCCCUUUUGCCUCUCCCCCCUCCCACCACUGGCGUGGCUUUGCCCAGGGGGACAUUGAUUCCCUCACGGUGAAAAAUGUGCAGCGCCAGAUGUUUACAUUUGCAUGCACAGUUACUCCCAGGCUCAUUGUUAAUUUAUUAUUUUCCCCCUCUCUGUCUCCUGUUAGGUAUGAUUAUCGUGAAAUGCUGCACAAUGCCACUUUCUGUCUCGUCCCUCGUGGCCGGAGGCUGGGAUCCUUCAGGUUCCUGGAGGCCCUGCAGGCUGCCUGUGUUCCUGUGAUGCUCAGCAAUGGAUGGGAGCUACCAUUCUCCGAAGUGAUUGAUUGGAAUCAAGCUGCCGUCAUAGGGGAUGAGAGAUUGUUAUUACAGAUCCCUUCUACAAUCAGGUCUAUCCAUCAGGAUAAAAUCCUAGCACUUAGACAGCAGACACAGUUCUUGUGGGAGGCUUAUUUUUCUUCGGUUGAGAAGAUUGUAUUGACCACGCUAGAGAUUAUUCAAGACAGAAUAUUUAAGCACAUAUCACGUAACAGCUUAAUAUGGAACAAGCACCCCGGAGGGUUAUUUGUACUGCCACAGUAUUCAUCAUAUCUGGGAGAUUUUCCUUACUAUUUUGCUAAUCUAGGCGUCAAGCCCCCAUCCAAAUUCACCGCCGUUAUCCAUGCAGUUACUCCUUUAGUUUCUCAGUCUCAACCUGUGCUGAAACUCCUGGUUGCUGUAGCCAAAUCCCAGUACUGUUCCCAGAUCAUUGUCUUAUGGAAUUGCGAUAAACCCCUCCCUGCCAAGCACCGAUGGCCUGCCACUGCUGUUCCUGUUAUUGUCAUUGAAGGAGAGAGCAAGGUGAUGAGCAGCCGCUUCCUGCCCUACGAGAACAUUGUCACGGAUGCUGUUCUAAGCCUCGAUGAGGAUACGGUGCGUUCGACUUCAGAGGUGGAUUUUGCCUUUACGGUUUGGCAGAGUUUCCCAGAGAGGAUCGUGGGCUACCCUGCCCGCAGCCAUUUUUGGGACAACACUAAGGAGCGGUGGGGCUACACAUCCAAAUGGACUAAUGACUAUUCCAUGGUAUUGACUGGAGCUGCUAUCUACCACAAAUAUUAUCACUACCUGUACACUCAUUUCUUGCCUGCCAGCCUGAAGAACAUGGUGGACCAAUUGGCCAAUUGCGAGGACAUUUUGAUGAACUUUUUAGUGUCGGCUGUGACAAAAUUGCCACCAAUCAAAGUAACACAGAAAAAACAGUAUAAGGAAACCAUGAUGGGACAGACCUCCAGGGCUUCUCGGUGGGCCGACCCAGACCACUUCGCUCAGAGGCAGAGCUGCAUGAACACUUUUGCCAGCUGGUUUGGCUAUAUGCCGCUGACCCAUUCUCAGAUGAGGCUCGACCCCGUGCUCUUUAAAGACCAAGUCUCCAUCCUGAGGAAGAAAUAUCGAGACAUUGAACGACUUUGAGGAGUCCCGCUGAAAGGGGUUGGAGCAGGGGGCGAGAGAGAGAGAGAGGAGGGGUACCGGACUGUUCGCGUAGCCCAGCACAAACCCACCGCUGACUCACGGAGCAAGACUCUCAACCAAGAACAAAACACAAACCCUCUUGACAUGCCAGUGGGAAAAGCCAACUCCAAAGGGGGGGGGGAAGACUCUUUGUGCUGGACUGCUUCAAAACCACCUCACGGGCUGCAGGUCGCUCAAGACUAGGUUGUGUACAGUUUCAUUAUGGAACAUUAAAUAAUUAUUUUUUGAAAUGAUUGCUAUGCAGGUUUAAACUUUUUUAAUGAUAAAAAACCCUAUUAAAAACAGAGUUCUUUCUUUAA